AUGCAUGCGCCAAGCCACGCGAUCCCCAGUCCGCUUUGCGGUCUAAUUUAUUUUGCUCUGGAGCUUGAUCUUCAACUGUACCAAUAUCAAUAG
Messenger RNA from Penicillium digitatum Pd1, 93 nucleotides. The record is from RefSeq and is a predicted model, not a curated record. NCBI's taxonomy places the organism in Eukaryota, Fungi, Ascomycota, Eurotiomycetes, Eurotiales, Aspergillaceae.